Schistosoma haematobium is the source of this 3756-nucleotide messenger RNA. It is a transcript of the gene RAP2A, whose product is annotated as Ras- protein Rap-2a. The transcript is spliced from 3 exons. Gene Ontology annotation, molecular function: GTP binding; GDP binding; GTPase activity. Lineage: Eukaryota; Metazoa; Platyhelminthes; Trematoda; Strigeidida; Schistosomatidae. Gene Ontology annotation, cellular component: plasma membrane. The record is from RefSeq and is a predicted model, not a curated record. Bases 61 to 621 code for a protein of 186 amino acids. Gene Ontology annotation, biological process: Rap protein signal transduction.
CGCUCUUGGUUUUAACGUUACCGUUACUUUCUGUAUGUUGCUUAAUGAGUUUAAAAACCUAUGCGUCGAAAAUACCGACUAGUUGUUCUAGGUAGUGGGGGAGUAGGUAAAAGCGCUUUAACAGUGAAGUUUGUUUCCGGAAAGUUUGUGGAAAAAUACGAUCCCACAAUUGAAGAUUUCUAUCGUAAGGACAUUCUGGUUGAUGGUGUUCAUCAUACUCUAGAAAUUUUGGAUACUGCUGGAACAGAACAGUUUUCUUCCCUGAGGGAUUUGUAUAUACGAAAUGGCCAAUGCUUUUUGGUUGUCUAUAAUCUUGCCAGCCGUCAGACAUUCAGCGAUAUACGUAACAUGAGAGACAAUAUAUUGAGAGUAAAGGGUCUUCAACCAGGCUCUGUACAGUCUGUACCUAUAGUUCUCGUUGGAAAUAAAGCUGAUUUGGCACUAAAUGGUCAUCGGGAAAUAGAUCCACAAGAGUCUGAAACACUUGCCGCCCAAUGGUGUUGUCCACAUUUAGAGACGUCUGCAAGAGAUGACGUUGGAGUAAAUGAAGCAUUUUUAGAGGCAGUACGUCAGCUUUUAAUGCUUGAACCGAAACGUCGAACCUUGUGUGUAGUUUUAUAGACAAGAAGUAGUACUUUUAUGUGUAAUCAUUGAAGUAUGAUGUAAACACAUAUUUACAUGUACGCCUUUCAGAAAAGAAUUUGAAGUAUAAGACAAUGGAACAAAUGCUUUUUUUAUCUGGAUUGACACAAAUAAAAUGUGCUUUCAAUUUUCGUCAAAUGAUCAAAUCACACCAAUUUAUUGCUACGAAUUCAUGAAAAAUUAAUUGCUAAUGUGUUCUAUUGAGUUGUAGUAUAAUUUUUUUCUCAAUCAGUUAAUUGGUUUCUGUAAUGUUUAUUGUCUGUCAUCAUCAAUAUUAUUACUAUUAAUUAUCAAGAGAGAAAAAAACGUGCCUUUUCAAUGUGUAAAAAUCAUAAUUCUGUUUGUUUAAUCUUUUUAGUCUUCUCAUUUCUCUUCUGUUGUUCUUAGUGCCUUUGUUUUAAGAGAAAAUGUUGUAUGUAUAACUCUGUAUGUAUAUUCUUGUCGGACUUCAAUACACACACAUAUACGAUUAGUUACUGUCUUCAUCCUUUUUUCUAUUUACGUGUUUUGUGCCAAUUUUAUAUUCUUCUACUGCCUUAGAUUCUGGUGCCUUAAAUAUUUAUUACGUUAUUUAUUAUAUUAUGUUAUCUGUAUUGUUUGUUUAUUUUUACACAUUUCAAUAUAUAUUUUGGCACUGGUUUGAUUAUUGCACCAAGAUUAUAACCUGUUUAUCGUGUAGGUUUUCUUGAAAGUUUGUUAAUUGGACAACAUUACUAUAUGUAGGUGUCAAAGAAUUCAUUUACGUAUACAUGUAUACAACAUUCACGGUGUUUAUAUGUAUGUGUAACUGAAUAGGAUAUCUUGUUACGUGUCUUAAUUAAUGAACGCCUUCUUUGUCUCCGUUAUAUGGUGCUAUUUCAACUUUUGUGAAAAAAGGUUAUUAAUUGUGAAAUAUUUCUACUGGUCUUUUUUAGCUAAAGAAACGAAAAAAAAAGAAAGUUUAUCUAUAUCAGUAUAACAACUGAAUUGGCAAAACUUAUUCGAUAAUUUGUCGUUAUUUAUCUGUUUUUUUUCUAGAUAGGCUUCUUGUUUUUUCAUCGUUUAUGCAGCAUGUUUUGUUUUUGUGUGUAUUAUGUAAUUCGCUCAUAAAUAAUCAUUUUAAAAGUGGUAUAUCCAUCCUUAUUUUUAUUAGAAUGCCUUCUGUAUAACUUCUUGUCACGGAAUAUUGAAACUUUGUUUUUAGUUUACAUCUUUUUUUGUGCAUAUGUACACAUACAAACAUCUCUCUCUCUCUCUGUGUGUAUGCAACAUUCUCCUUAGUUUGUGUUUCACUUUUCAUUUUGUUCAUUAUGCAUUUAUUUGUUUUAUCUGUAUUACUUCGACUAUAUAUUCAUCAUGACUGUAUAAUUCUGCUGUAUUUCUAUUAACUUGUUUAGUAGUUAUGUUUAAAAAACAACCAGAAAGCUUAUAUUAUUUUUUCUUUAACCAAUUAUGUUAAUAAUUUCAUAUAUACACUUUUUGUAAUUAUUUGGUGUAAGUUUAGGUAAUUAAAGUAAUAUACAUUUUUAUUGUGGAUCUAAAUACUCUUUCUUUAUAGAUAUAUUAAGUUGGUUGUUGGCUUCACUAAUUCAUAUUGUUCUAAUUGAUUAUAUCAUACACCAUGUAGCAAGAAAAGUUCAUUUUUUUUGCAGGAAUUCUGGUAAAUUAGUAGUUGCUCGGAACAAAUCACUUCAUUCUCUUUAAGGGGACGAUUAUAUGGAAUUAAACAACAUUCAAAUUUAUUUUGUUAAAUUUAGGUAUCCAUACAAUAAGUAUUCAUUACUUAUCUCAAAUUAUUUCGAUUCUCCAUAAUCAAGUUUUUCAUUUCAUUAUUUCUUUCUGUACAUUAUAGAACUCAACGAUAUAUCAAAAUUCUUUGUUUUUAUUUGCUUUGUUGAGUCGUGGAGACUACUACCUCAGGGGUGGGGCAAAUGAAAUACUGUGGGUUUCGAAGUUUUAUGACCGAUACUGUUUAGAAUUUCGACUUUUUGUAGACAUCUUGUUGUGAUUUCAAAAUAAUAUUGUCAAAAAAUGCCUAAUAACUCAUUCGUAUUAUGCUUCUGCACACGAUAUAUUGCAUUUAUUCAUAGACGAGAAAAUAGAUCCUUUCCGCUUCUUUUAGCGACUCCAACGAGAAGUUGGAGUUUCCAGGACUGAAAUGAUUGGGCUUUGUUUUAUUAGGGUUUUACUAUCCGGUUACCUCUAUAUUUUGUUUGGAGCGAUGCGUGUUGAAUUUCAAUACAACUACAUGAGGAUGACAAGAUCUGAGUGAGAAAAGAUUUAUUAAUUUAACUAAACGCAUAUUGUGAUUUUUUAUGUUUCCCAGUUUCCUGUAGUUAUUCAGAUUACUUUAGUUUCUAUAAAAAAAUGUAUUACGACAAUCAAUUUCGCAGAUCCAGUAGAUUUACUGUCUGUUUUUUGAUGUAUUAUGUAAUAAAUAAGACAGGAUGCUUUUAAAUGGUGAGCACAACUAACUUAUUGUAGGUUUAUAUAACAAUAGUUUUAAUCGACUCGACUCAUAUAGAUCGAACCGCCAAAAUUGUUAAUUUAAAAUUGAUUUCCGGCGUAGAAUUCUAUUUUAUUCUUUAGAAUAAUAAUUAACAGCAUCUUUUGUAAAGUUUUUCACCGGACAAAUCAUAAUGAAGGUGUCUCUCUGGUAAACAUUUGAAUAACACCUUAUUUGUCGGACGUUUAAGUAAUUACUUUCAUGAACUACUUUGCAACUACUUAUGAGUAGCGUAACUCUGUUAUAGCAAAGUUUUACGUUAUAUUCAUGUGUGUGAUCCAAUCCGAAGAAUGUGGUUAUCCAUAAAAUAGUUGAAUAAUAUUUUAAUUUUACCCAGUGAUCAAACUAGGACAUUUGAAUAAUAAUGCAAACUAAAUUUCUACCAUAUUUCGAUAUUCUGUGUGACUCAAUGCACAAAUGACUGGUUUAAAUAUUCUCAUUACAGACAUUGCAAGUACAACCUGAGCGAAGAAAUAUUUUUCUCAGUUAUGUUCUCCUCAUACCUAAACUGAUUAGAAUUCUAUUUUUUUAUUAUUGUUGUGCUUAUCUAAUCACCACAACUGAAUCAGUGUAUAUUUCUAUACCCAAAUAUGAAAUUUCAUUUUAAUGUCAAGUCAUGAUGAGUAGCU